GCCCUUUCAUCAUGCUCGACCUCGCACUAGAAGAGACACUCGACGAACUCGAUCCCCUCCGCCAUCUACGCGAGGACGCUGGGUCCGACGAAGACGGCGCGGCGCGUAUCGUACCCGUGCAGCCGCCUUCCAUCCGCAAUCAAAGCAUAGAGCUGUCGUUCGACACAAGUCCCGCCGUCCAACCUGACACGGACGUGCCUGCGCGCAUCAGCAUAAAACUCGCAGUCGACGCCUCGCCGGGAUGCGGAGGCAUUGCAUGGCCGGCUGGAGAGGUCUUAUCAAGUUACAUCGCGCGCAAAGGCUCCUUGGAGGGAAAGACCGUCCUCGAGCUCGGCAGUGGAACUGGACUCGUAGGGCUUGUCGCCGGUCACCUUGGGGCCCGCGUCUGGAUCACCGACCAAGCCCCCUUACUAGAUAUCAUGAAACGUAACGUUGCCCUCAACAAUCUCGAUGGCCGCGUCACGGUCGCGGAAUUCAACUGGGGCGAACCUACGCCAGCCGGCAUACCGAAACCUGAUCUGAUCCUCGCGGCGGAUUGUGUCUACUUUGAACCGGCGUUCCCGCUUCUGGUACAGACCCUCACCGAUCUAGUCACGGAUCCGUCAACCGAAGUCCUGUUCUGCUACAAGAAACGUCGGAAGGCCGACAAGCGCUUCUUCACUCUGUUGAAGAAGUCCUUCUCGUGGGAUGAUGUUGCGGACGAUCCGCAACGUGAAGUCUAUUCCCGGGACGCGAUCUCUCUACUAAGGCUAUUGCGCAAAUGAGGCUGCGCAUAUCCCUGUGUGGGAUGCGGGAGUGACAGUCAAUAGAAACAGCGAUCCGUGGAGCUUCGCAAUUUCCCUGGCAGUGGCAUGAGCGUGGUAUGUGCUCGUAUGAGGCUUCCGCCACCUUCACCGGAUCGGACAUCCAGCCCCCGGGUUCUCAGGGUGUCUUGUCGUUUCGUGAGCUCGUCACCGGAAGGCGUAGACUGUACUUUUUGUGUACUUGUAGACGUUAUGCUAUUCAGGGUCUCUUCACAGACGAUGCGGUGUGGAAUGA
Messenger RNA from Dichomitus squalens LYAD-421 SS1, 1038 nucleotides. RefSeq lists its product as uncharacterized. The coding region runs from base 12 to 764 and encodes 250 amino acids. Lineage: Eukaryota; Fungi; Basidiomycota; Agaricomycetes; Polyporales; Polyporaceae. The record is from RefSeq and is a predicted model, not a curated record. The transcript has 6 exons.